This is a messenger RNA of Protopolystoma xenopodis, 660 nucleotides long. The record is from the annotation of a GenBank genome assembly. NCBI's taxonomy places the organism in Eukaryota, Metazoa, Platyhelminthes, Monogenea, Polystomatidea, Polystomatidae.
AUGACCCUUUUGAUUCGCGGGUGUGAUAAGGAUUUUCUCCUGUCCUUCUGUCUUGAGGACUGCGUCAUACUGAAUGCCCAUUUGAGACCAGACGACAACAGACAACAGACAACAGGAGAUGUGGCGUUGUCUUCUGGCAGGAUGACACACUUUCCUUCGCAGUCGAUUCGCCGUCCUGACCCCCGACAUACCGACAACCAAUACUUCUCCGGUCUGACCUCAGCCUGCUACGACUGGCUGGGGAAGGGCACGGCGGCUCUCUCGGUGCCGGUCACGGCUUGGCCGAACCCCGCGAAUCGGCCAUCGGCACGAUAUCUUCGUCGGUGGAUAAACCGAUCGCCUCACUCCCCACUCUGUCCUGGAGCCGAGCCCAACAGCCUAGCGACUAACGGCUGUCCGCGGUGCUUCGGGAAGCCCGACCCGAGGCCGUCCACCAGUCGAGCCGCGGAACAGCCCGAAUCUACCGGAAUCGCGUCCAGUUUCGACCCUUGGUCCACAGCCGCCAGUGCCGUUUGUCUAGGCCCGGACAGUCAAUCCGUUCUCCUUCCCAACCUCGACGGAGACCGAGUGCUCCAGAUCGGUCUGGCCUCGGGCAAAAUCAUACGCUUCUUCUCGAGUACGUUGGUAUUUACGUCCAUGUGUGCGUAUGUGUGUGUGUGA